Molecule: messenger RNA, 9027 nt
Organism: Bactrocera dorsalis (oriental fruit fly)
Lineage: Eukaryota; Metazoa; Arthropoda; Insecta; Diptera; Tephritidae
Gene: Su(z)2
Product: protein suppressor 2 of zeste
Exons: 7
Coding region: 1377-5867 (1496 amino acids)
Biological process (GO): negative regulation of transcription by RNA polymerase II
Cellular component (GO): PRC1 complex
Molecular function (GO): promoter-specific chromatin binding
Source: RefSeq, a predicted model, not a curated record
CGGUUACGUGUUUGAAAGCGUGUGGGCAAACGCAAAGCGAGCAUUUAUUGUGCUGGAAAAGUGUACAAAAUUUCGUGACGUUUUUUGUUGCAAGUACGGCAAAGUGAAAUUUUGAUGUUCAACUUUUUGUGCCAUAAAAUAUAUACAGAAUGCCAGCAACCAUUUUUUCUUGCUAUAAAUGCAUAUGUUUGCAUGUGUGUGUGCCUAAAGUUUCUAAUGGAAAAAAUUUCACUUUACAAUCUGUGCGCUGGCACACACAUGUGUACGUAAAUAUGUAUAUGUUUCUAUGCAGUGCGUAUGUUUAUUUGCACAUAUGGAGAUGUGUGAGUUUUUAGUGUUGUUGUGUGUGAGUAUCACCAUAUGUGUAUGAGCAGUUAGAGCUAGAGCGGUCAAGUGAAGAAUAAUCGCUGAACUGAGUGCGCGGGCAAAACACUUGACACGCACACACGCAUAGCUAUACAGCUAUUUUCGUAUAUAUAUGUAUGCGGCUGUGCAUGAGUGUAAGUGCGUAUAUGUGAUAACGCGGCGCAUGUGUUCCACUAUCAGGAACAAUAAUAAGAACCACACACACACGCUGUGGGCACGCGUUCGUAACGGCGCGGCAUGGCAAGGCGACGCGGCAUUUAUCUUUCAUUUCGUAGUUUCGUACUGCGGUGCCGGGCUCGCUUUAAAUUGGUGCGCGUUCGCAUUGGAAUUUCGACGACGAAAAUAUCGGCAACAUAAACAACAAACACUACUGCUAGUGCAUGCAACGUUUGGAAAUAAAUAAAUCCAACGUUUCGCGGCGAAAACGAAGGCGAGAGAAUUGGGCGCACGGUGGGCGAAUGGGGCGAAUUCAAGCUCCAACUAGCGGCAACGGCAACCGCGAGGCGUAGAAAGUUCGCAGUCGCCGCCAAGCGUUCGGUAAUAUACGAAUUGCGCUGCUUUCGGCUUUAAAUGUGUAUCUGCGAGUACAAAAAAAAAAAGAAUAGAUAGAUACAAAGCUUAAAACAGACACUUGGUAGAUGCGCAGUGUAGAAAUCGCGCUAUUCGUGAGCGAAGCGUAUCGUGUCGACAAUCUCUUGUGGUGGUGCUGGUGAGUCGGCUAUACUCCACGCUGUGUGCUACAGAUUUACGGAGCGAAUUUGUGGCGGCGAGUAUUACAAUGUUAGCUACAGUUUCAGUCGGUCGGUUUGUGGUGGGUGGCGCGCGAACUAAAAACCGAAAACAAGUGGAAGCAGUAGAAGUGGCACGUUGGUGCUAGCGCUGAUGGUGGUGGUGGUGAUGGCGCAUUCGCCUGAUUCAAACCAUUCGAGGCUAUUGAAAGUUUACAUAGUAUCAAAUCUAAUACAUUUAAUUAAACACAUAAUUAAUUAAAAUUAAAUAAAAUAUCCAAGAUGAAGCUACAAAAGACAGAUAAAAUGCUCAAAGUGCGCGAGUUCAAUGAAUUGCUCAGCUGCCAUCUUUGCGGCGGCUAUAUGAUAAAUCCAACAACAGUGGAUAAUUGCUUGCAUACAUAUUGCCGCAGCUGUAUUGUGAAGCAUUUACAACGCGAAGCUUCUUGUCCACAAUGCAAAGAAGUCGGAGGUAUCAAACAAGUUAAUAUGGGCAAUUUGCGAUCGGAUGAUGUAAUGCGUGCGUUGAUUUUUAAAAUGGUGCCCGGUCUAUACCAAAAGGAACGGGAGCGUGCAAUACAAUUCAACGUCACACAACUGAAUAGUCAGCAGCGCAUAAAUGUUGAGGAAGCAGCCAACGUUGUCAGCAGAGAGCAGGAGACAGUUGAAGAGAAUUUUUUUGCGCCUAAUGAACCAAUUAGUUUGUCAUUGGAAUAUCAUCCGACUUUGCUGAAGGGCUGUAGCACGAGUCAAAUACCGCCUGUGCGUUAUCUGCAGUGUCCAGCUUGCUUGAAGAUACGUCACUUAAAACGUUUCCUCUGUUCCAAAUUCGACAUUGACCCGGAGAGUAAGCGUAUCGAGGUGGAAGUGAUUUAUGAGGAUGAGGUGUUGCCAAAUGAUUUUACGCUAAUGGAUGUUGGCUAUUGUUACAACUGGAAGAGGCAUGCACCUAUGCAAUUCACCUAUCGCAUACUUUUCUAUGGCAAUGAGUCUCAGAGCCCUACAAAGCGAAUCAAUAAGGCCGGGGUCGAGGUGAAACAAAAUUCUCGCGUUGACAGAGUAAAACCCCCCGAAUUGAAACAAAAUGAAGGUAUUACGCUCUCUGAUGAAGCCAGCAUUACAAACCUGUCUGCUGUAUCCAUUGUCAACUAUAACAACAACCAACAGACACUGCAAAAAGCUCCUAAGAACAAGAGUAAAUCAUCAAAGUCUAUUAAAAUCACUUCAAAUAAAACAUACAAUCCGAGAAAUGAAGAGGUAAAUGCCCCCGUAAAAAUGAUAUUUGCGCGCAAAUCUAGCGCUGAGAGCGGUAAGAAACCAUCACCCAAGCGCAACAACCACGAAGAUGUAACGUAUACCGUAACAAAUGAUUUCAAGAGUCUACGCAGCAAUGAUAUGCGUUAUAGCGACUAUGCCGUCUCGUCCACCACGAGCAAUAGUAAUUCGCCAAAGAGUUCUCCGAAAAGUGAACACCGUUCAAGUAAAUCUAUGGCGAACGCGCACGAAUCAUCUCCACCACAAACGGUACAAUCCGUGGGAACUUCAUCGGCGACGGUGCCAAAAUGUGACAUUGUCGUGAGCAUACCGCAGUCGCAAAUGCCGAAAUCGCCGUAUUCGAUCGAUGAUGAAUUUGAGAAUGUCUCAUUGGCGCAGUUGAAAACCGCGAGCAAGAAAUCGCCUAUAAUUUCAACAACAACUAACGUGGAGUCAACAAAAAGUGGCUCGACUAGAAAUGUGCCAAAGUUGAAAAUUGAAUUGAAUAGUCUGAAGACGCGUUUGAGCAUUUCAAAGCCCAAAUCGGCUGGUGUGUUGUCAAGUACGGAGGUCUCAGAGAAACGCGACCGUACCAAGCAGCGUAAACACUCAUUGGAUGAAGUAGCUGCGCCAUUGAAUGAUAGACUGGAUAUAGAGACCUAUGCGAAAAACAUCGGCUUACAGCCCAUAGAGGUAUUGACGCCACCUGAAUCGUGCGAAAAGCUCAAAUAUAGUCCAAAUGCCUCCCCGCUUUCGUCUGCAUCCUCAACAACCAGUUCGUCGAACAACGCUUUUCCGCUGACCACAACCGCCGAGCUGACUACGAAAACGACUUUCCAUAAGAAAAGGAAAAAGAAGCACUCGAAAGAUUCGAAGGAACCAAAGGACAGCAAACGGCGUAGAAUGCAUGCAGAGAUCUCCAGUAAACCGGAAGAAGAAAGCCUUAAAAUGAAGGUUAAGCUAACAGCGCCACAUAAUCAUAAAUCCCACAAGUCUGAAAGUUCUGGUACAAAGAAAAGUAGUGAUGAAAUGCGUAAGUCACCACCGAUUGUGAGGGAUGUCAAAGUGCUGGCCACGGCAACAGUUCCAGAUGUACCAGUGACACCAAUAAAUGAUAGCAUUUUGGCAUUGAACAAAACUCUCGGAGAGGAAUCGCGUAGCAUAAAUCAUCUCAUGAUGGAAAAGGAAAGAACCAAAGAGGUUGUCAAAGUGGUAAAGGCGGAUGAAACAUUGCUAACGCUCCCACAAACAAAUUUGCUUCCAAAACCCUACAGCAACAUAAGAGAUUCCAAAUUACCCGCCUCACCACCACUACCGCCCAGUCUCUUCAAGACGACGCCACUUAAUUUCAAUACACUCACAGUUACCAGCACGACUGUGGGUCAAUCAAAGUCUACAAAUAACUCAUCCAAGCAAUUGGACUUGACCAAAGGCAAACAGCAAGUGUCACUAACGACAAAAUCAACCUCAGUACCGCAGUAUAACAGACAGGGUUCCCUAAGUGCUCCGAAACCACAUCCACAUUUUAUAGUUCCAAGCCUUCCUCGACGCCCCUCACCUGGCACAAAUAGUUCGUAUACACCUUCGUCCAUAGCCAGUGCCAGUAGCAAACAGCUCGGUAUGCAAUUAAAACGCUCCGCCUCUUUGGAUGAGCCUUAUGCAAUUGGUGGACGUGCGAAGCAAGUUAAGCUCGAUGCGUCUCAACGCAAGGCGCUGUACGGCAGUUAUGCAAAUAAGCCGCUUACACCGCCAUCCACCAGCGUAAGCAUUAGCAAACUGGCCGAUACUGCAACCAAUGUGCAAAGCUCUAGUGGCACUCAUAAUAAUGCAGUUACCAUCACGGCACGUCCACCGGCCGGCAUGACGCAGGAACAAAUGCGCUGGCAACUACCACCAUACACUCAGUUGCAUUUACCGUUUAACAAACCCGCCGUGGAAAUCGUGCGCAUCAACUCGAAUCAAACGAGCACGGAUAUGCAUAUACCAGCGUUAAGUACACCGAAGAGCGGACGUAUGAUGGGACCACCACUAUCUAUGGUGAAGGGCAAGAAAUCCGUGGGACACCAGUUAGGCGCUAUGCCUUCCACUGGCGGGGUGAAAUCACCGCCAAUAUCCCUGAAUGCUGUAUCUUUAGGACAUGGAAGGAAUAAUCCGUAUCGGCUAUCACCACCGGCGCUGGUAAAUCUACAAGGACCAACAUUUAGCGCGUCCAAGAAACUCGGCGCACUGGCUACAGAUAAUACCUAUAAGAAACCGGAGAACUUGAGCAAGACCAACGGCACUACCGAUAAGCAGUUACAGCAAUCACGCAUUAGUUUGAGGGACUUUAGACCGAGCUCACGUGAUCACAGCUUCGAUAUAAUUGAUGUUACGGAGGGUAGUGGCAAAGCAGAAGUGAGCCCAGCGGCUGAUACUACAGUCAGCGCCACAGCUGCUACGCCGUCAGCGCGUGAAAGCCUGGAAGCCGCUUUGAAUAAAAUUAAACAGAACAUCACUUCCACAACAAGCGUGCAAGAUGGUGCGGCUGCUUCCGCCGCAAAGCAACAACAGUUGCCCUCGCCUACGCAGAUGAGCAACGAAGACCUACAGAAUCUACACUUGCUUUCCGAGUCAGCAACGACACGUGAGAAGAUCGCAAUACGCUCUUCGCAGUCCUACGAGAAACCGAAGAUGCAACCAUCUUCUUUGGUACGCCAACAAAACGCUUCUGUGCGCAACAUACCGAAUCCCUCAGCGUUGGCGUUCCGAAAUAUGUCGACGCUGCCUGCUGUAAGCUCCACUUUGACGCCCGUAUCCACGGUUGCUGCCAGCAGCAGCGCGCCAUCCACAACCUCAACCACACCAACAACCAGUCCCGCUUCACCAUCCAUACAAAAAACAUUACCGCUGGUGCCACUUCCCUUAACCAGCUCUGCUGCGCCGCUUAGUCCCGGCAAUCCGGCGUUGUCUGCCACCACAACCAGCAGCAGUGCAGUUAGCGCUACCAGCACCAGUGUAACUGUGGCACGCACCGUCAAGAAGCCGACAACCAUUGAUCAAGUCGCCGCUAAUUUAAAUAUGCGCGCAUCAGCCGCCGCCGCGGAAGCACACGCAGCUAAAUUGAGCGCAGCCGAGGAUGUCACGCAAAUAACUUCGUCGAGUCAAAAUAAUGCCAGCGACCUGACAAAGGUGACGCUCACUACAACUGCGGCUUCUUCAACCACAGCUAACGAAACGUCGUCCACAGCUGCUGAGUGUGCAAAGGCGGAUACGAACGAAGCGGCAAACGGAGUGGCUGAGAUUGCGAAAACGAAAGUGUUGCCGAAAUCCGUAGCCGAUAGUGGUGUGACAACUGCGAUUGUCACUGAUGUCACUAACAUAGAGAACACUGCGAGUAACAGCAACAGCAACAGCAACAGCAAUAACAAUAAUAAUAAUAAUAAUAAUAACAACAACAACAGUAAUAGCAAGAACAACAAUAAUAACGGCAAUAACGAUGUCAAAUAUGGCGUGACGUCAGCUAGCGUGGCGAGUGAUUAAGAUACAGUCAGUCGAUGCGAAAUUUUCUUCGAAAUAGUAGACUCCGAAGUGAAAUAUUACUGGCGAUGGAUGGAUGGCGCUAAUGGCACUAAUGACAUUUAAAGGGUAAAUAAUCACCAAAUAUGUAACAUGCAAUACAUAAUACAUUAUAUAGCAACAAAAUGAAGUUUCAGAGUAGGCACUCAAUUAUAAUUAAAUAUAAAAAUAUUAAAAAUAAAAUAUAAUGAAGUUUAAAUGUAAAUAAAAUAUGAAAAAUAAUUUGGCAUUGCAAGCACAAUUUUCAAACGAAUUAAUUUCAUUAAUUAUAAGUGAGUAUUAUAAAUUAUUUACUUAACUGUAAAUCAUUGAAAAAACCCAAAACAUUGUAAUAAUUGUAAAUUGUACUCUUAACAAAUACAUACAUAUAUUUAGCAGGAAUAAGUAUAAAAAAAAUUAAAUUAUUUAAAUGUACCUAAUUAGAAAUUCAUCAGAACACAAAAAAAUAUAUAUAAUCAAUGAUACAUAUUGUUACAUACAUAUGUACAUACAAGUAUAUAUGUACAUAUGUUUAUCCUCAUAUGUAUAUGUAUACGUAUGUGUAUAUAUUUGUAUAUAUGGGGUUAAAUAUAUACAUAUAGAUAUGUAAGAAGUUAUGUAUGUAAGCACAUAAAAGCUCACAUACAUAUAUACUAUAUUAUAUAUACAUAUAUUCAAAAUAAUAAUAUAGGUAUAUAACAAAGCUGAUGUCCGUGGUAGGCUAAAAAUGUUUCAAAAAUGUGUAGUAUUAGAAAAGUGAAUUUAGAACUUAAAUCGAGUUAAUUAACAUUGUUUAAACAACUUUUAAAAAAUAUUUAAUUUUUUUAACUUUUACUAAUAGUAUUGGGGGAAUAUGAAAUAACUCGGUUUAAAAACUGUCUCCUUGAGUAAAGAAUUUUACUAAUACCGUAAAUUUAUUUAAAAAUAAUUUACGCCCCAUUUUAUGUUAAAGAAAUUUAAAUUCGCACAACUAAAGCUUUAAAUGUAUUCUCCUUUAUAUGCAAACUACAUAACUAUAGUUUUUAAAAGUUAGCCCUCGCAAGACCUUAAUGUAAACAAUUCAAUAUCGUAUAUACUUACACUUAUGCAUAUGUAAAUAAUCAAAGAAGUCGUAAAAAUUCUACUAAUUAAUAAAGAAAGUGACUCCAAGCGUCGCUGCUCACGAGUUCAUAAAUAAGCAACAAAUGAGCGGCGUUAAUGUAUUUUAUGUAGUUAUUAAUGUUUAGCGAAAGCAGUUUUGCACAAAACGUAUGUAUAAACGAAUGAAGAAAAUGAAAUAAAGGAAAAUCUCAGCACAUUCACACAUACAUAUAUUAUACAUAUAUAGUUAUGUACACAAGCGUCUACUGCAUAUAAAAUAACAUACAAACGCAUAUACAUACAUAUAUGUAUGUAUAUACAUAUAUACAUAUUUAUCUGCUGCUAAAAUUUGCAAUAAAAACGUAAUAUCCUUCAUGGCAUGCCAGGCACAUACUUACAAAAUUUACUGAAACGCACACUUAUGUAUGUAUGCAUAAAUAAACACAUACAUAACAUACACUUAUGUGUGUACAUAAAUUACACAUAUUUUGAACAAUUUUUAGUUUUAAAAUUGAAAUUUAUGUAUUGAUUUUUCCAAGUGUUUUUUUUUAAUUCGCCGUCAAUGCGCUGACAUUGAAGUAUGUAUUGAUUGCAUAAUUAAAUUCCGAACAACCUGCCUCUUUAUUUUAUUUGAUUGACCAAUUGACGGGCACAUCACGGCCACUUCAGUUCAACAUUUCAAUCGUCGAUUUUCAUUUUGUGAAAUAUUUUUACGAUUUGUUAUUAUUAUUUUUGGGCGCCGCUGAUUUAUGUACAUGUAUACAUGUGUAUGUAUAUAAAUUUAUACAUAUAUACAUAUGUAUAUUUUGUAUAUUUAUGUAUGUAAUGUAUGGCUAUGAAGAGUUUGUUUAAGUAAUUUUUUUGUUUUCUUGCAAAGCAAAUGUUAAUGAGAAUCAAAUUGGACGCGAAUUGGAAAGUUACUCGAAAAUACAGUUCCUGCUAUAUGUUAUUCAUGCACAUACAUACAUAUGUAUGUAUGUAUAUGUUUUUUAUUACUUUUGUAUAUACUUAUUUAAAGAUUUAGUUGCACAUAUCAUUUGUUAAUACAUAUUUGUAUAAUAUCUGAAUAUUUAAUUGUAAUAGAUUGCAAGUUUAGUUUUUUUAAUUUUUUUUAUUUAAGUUGAACUAUUCAAAAAACUUUCGCGAUUUAAUAUCGACUUACACCAUGUAUAUUUAAAUUGCUUAUUAUUUUUUGUUGUUUUAUGCUAUAGUCCUUUUACUUCAGAAUUAGUAAUCGGAUAUAAUGCGUUAUAUCCACUUGUAAGUUCGAAGAUAUGCGUUAUUUGGUUGAAAAGGCAUUUUAUUUAUAUGAAAAUACACAGAAUUACAGAAUUUAAUACACGUUAAUAAUCAAUAAUACAUUUCGAAAAAUUCUGGAUUAACUUCUCUGGCGGUGAGGAAGAUAUUGUCCCUAAGGGUUUACAUGGGUUUCCUCGGGUAAAAAGCACCCAUUUUUCAACAUUUUUUUCCAUAUAAAAAAUGAAAUAUUUUAUUAGAAUUUUUUAUUGUUACAAACGUACACUAUUAACAACGAAAUUCUGAAAUUUUUGGAAAAAAAUAUUUUCACAAAAAAAUUAAAAUUAGUUGUAAUCGAAAAAAAGUACUACGUUUAAGUCCGUAAGAAUUGUAUUUCAAAGUUCUGUGUAAAAUUGUACGAGAUCGGUUGAGUAGCUCUCGAGAAAUCUUUCCAUUUAGUCUAGAUAGCCUCAAGCGCACAAUUUCUCUCCAAAACUAUUACUCGAUCAACUUGAAGACUUAGGACAAUAUUUUAGAGGUGUUGAAGAAUUUAAUAAAACCAAAAAAAACGAUUUCUUUUUUGAAACCUGUAAACCCAUGUAAUUCCUUAAAGUGAUACUUUAGUUUGGAUUCAUUAGUUUCGGGUAAUUUUUGAAGUCUAAAAAACGGCAAUUAAUUUAUUUAACGAUCUAGUUUUUAUUAGUUACUUAUUAACAUUAAAAGAAUACAGGAAAAAUAAAAAAGUUAUUAUAAAAAUUUAACUCAUGAGAAGCGGGUCUUAGUAAAUUGGUACGUGAUCAUACCCACGAUUUCAACCCUCCUAAUAAAC